Messenger RNA from Brenthis ino (lesser marbled fritillary), 1206 nucleotides. The record is from the annotation of a GenBank genome assembly. Lineage: Eukaryota; Metazoa; Arthropoda; Insecta; Lepidoptera; Nymphalidae.
AUGGAUACUAAAGAAGUUGUUGAUCAUCUGGUAGCUUUAAAAGUAAUGAGACUGACCAAACCGGCCUUAAUUAGCCCAAAAAUAGUCACUUGCGAUUUUAAAGAUUUACCAGGGAAUAUUUUGAAUAAUUAUUUGAAAGAUGAUGCUACAUCAGUUGUACAAAUGGAGACAUUAGGAGCUGGACAAUUUCUUUUGUUGCCCCAAAGUUUUGGUAAUAUUUAUCUAGGUGAGACAUUUUCUUGCUAUGUCUGUGUUCAUAAUGAAACAAAUCAACCAGUUCAAAGUGUAUCUAUUAAGGCUGAUUUGCAAACAAGCUCUCAAAGAAUUCCAUUACCUACUCAACAAAAUCAAUCUCCUGUUAUGCUAGAUGUAGAUGAGACUUUAAGUGAUGUCAUACACCAUGAAGUAAAAGAUUUAGGCACACAUAUUUUAGUUUGUGAAGUUACCUAUAUGUCAAAUUAUAAUACGUUGGCUUCAUUUAGGAAAUUUUUCAAAUUUGAAGUCAUGAAACCUCUUGAUGUUAAAACUAAGUUUUAUAAUGCUGAAUCCGAUGAUGUGUUUGUAGAAGCCCAAGUACAAAAUAUUACAUCAGGUCCUAUGAUACUUGAACAAGUGUCAUUAGAAAGCUCCCAUCAAUUCAUAGUGAAAUCACUUAAUGAAGAUAACAAUGGAAUGUCGGUAUUUGGUGAUGUAACGUUGCUACAACCACAGGAGAGUUGUCAAUAUUUAUACUGUCUUACACCAAAAGAAAAUAUCUCAAAAGAUAUAAAAUUAAUUGCUGCAGCUAAAAAUAUUGGUAAACUGGAUAUUGUUUGGAGAUCUAAUUUAGGCGAGAAAGGUAGGCUGCAAACAAGUCAAUUGCAGAGAAUGACUCCUGAUUAUGGAGACAUAAGAGUAACAUAUGAGAAUUUAUCUAGUAAGAUACCUGUUGAUGAACCAUUCAAUUUCAAAUGCAAUAUAGUUAAUGCAAGUGAUAGAACACUGGACUUAAUUCUUAAACUUAGAUCUCUUCAAGAUUCAAGUCUUUUGUGGUGUGGCAUUUCUAAUAGAAAACUGGGGCCAUUAGAACCAGGAAAAUCAACAAUUGUAAAUUUAACUGCUUUGCCUAUUAACCCUGGUCUACAUAAUAUAACAGGAGUUUCAUUAGUAGAUUUAUUUUUGAAGAGAACAUAUGAUUAUGAUGAUCUAGCAUCUGUUUAUGUUGUU